Molecule: messenger RNA, 1060 nt
Organism: Panicum hallii
Lineage: Eukaryota; Viridiplantae; Streptophyta; Magnoliopsida; Poales; Poaceae
Exons: 7
Coding region: 146-967 (273 amino acids)
Source: RefSeq, a predicted model, not a curated record
CUCCCGUUCAGGUUCUCUGCUCUCAAGUCGCAAACGCUCCCCCAUCCUCCGCGCGCGCUCCUCCGGCAAGCCGCGUAUCUCGUGGUCGACUGUGCUUUGAGGCAGGCCGGUUCGAGGGCUCCUCGCUCACCUGCCGUCCUCGUCCAUGCCGCCGGAGAAACCCCCACAGUCCCGAGUUCAUUGUGAACAAAGAGUUCUAAUUUCAAAUGAGCAUGGGGAGAAGCUUGUUGGUUUAUUACAUCAAACAAGUUCGAAGAAACUUGUGAUCCUUUGUCAUGGAUUCCGAGCCACAAAGGAUGACAGCAUCUUGGUUGAGCUUGCUGCUGCCAUCACAUUGGAAGGAAUUAGUGCUUUUCGGUUUGAUUUUUCUGGAAACGGCGAAAGUGAAGGUGAAUUCCAAUAUGGGAGCUACAGAAAAGAGGCAGCUGAUUUACGCUCUGUAGUAUUAUAUUUCUCAAAACAGAAAUAUGACAUAAUUGCUCUUAUUGGGCAUAGCAAAGGAGGAAAUGCUGUGCUUCUAUAUGCCUCCAAGUACAAUGAUGUCCCCAUUAUUGUGAAUAUUUCUGGCCGAUUUGCAUUAGAGCGAGGUAUUGAUGGGCGCCUUGGGAGGAAUUUCAUGCAGAGAAUAAAUAAAGAUGGGUACAUAGAUGUCAAGAACAAAAAAGGGGAGGUCGAGUACCGGGUGUCAAAAGCGAGCCUGGAAGAUCGGCUGAGCACCGAUACCCUUCUUUCCAGCCGUGCCAUCAGCAGAGACUGCAGGGUUCUCACGAUCCACGGCGCCAAAGACGAGAUCGUCCCGGCGGAGGACGCCCGGCUGUUCGCGGCGAACGUCCCCAACCACGAGCUGCGCAUCAUCGCCGAGGCCAACCACCGGUACGCCGGCCACGAGCAGGAGCUGGCCUCGCUCGUGCUGGGCUUCGUCAGGCCCCGUCUCCAGAGCACGUCGCCCUUGCGUCCCAAACUGUAGAACGCUGCGAAACCAUUCGUGAUCGAACCCGAUGAAAUUCCUUGGUUCCGAUCCGAAUUGAGAUGGCGUUAUCCGGACUCGAAGGUUGCUAGA